This is a messenger RNA of Carica papaya (papaya), 1617 nucleotides long. It is a transcript of the gene PYD1, whose product is annotated as pyrimidine 1. Gene Ontology annotation, molecular function: dihydroorotate dehydrogenase activity; NADP binding; uracil binding. Gene Ontology annotation, cellular component: cytoplasm. Lineage: Eukaryota; Viridiplantae; Streptophyta; Magnoliopsida; Brassicales; Caricaceae. The record is from RefSeq and is a predicted model, not a curated record. Gene Ontology annotation, biological process: UMP biosynthetic process; thymine catabolic process; uracil catabolic process.
GGCCAAACGAGUAAUGCUCCAUUAUAAAAUCGACACAUCAAAAUCAGUAAUAAGACGCAAAGGAUUCCUCUGAAUCCACGUUCUUUACAACUCAGAUUCAAUCUCUUUCAUUUUUCUCCAUUAAUAACUAAGACAGCAGGAAAUUCAGAUAGCUCUCGUCGCUCAACCAUGGCUUCUCUCAGUUUCAACUUUACCCCUGUUGCUGGUAAGAACAGAAGCUCUUUUGCUGGCUUCGUUCCGACUCGUCGUCACCCUUACCCCACUCUGUUUCGACCCACAAGAGGUGGGUUCCGGGUCUUAGCAUCUCGGGCUGAAGCAGAACCUGAUUUGAGUGUAACGGUCAAUGGGUUGCAAAUGCCUAAUCCUUUUGUUAUUGGGUCGGGUCCACCGGGUACCAACUAUACUGUCAUGAAGAGAGCCUUUGAUGAAGGUUGGGGUGCCGUGAUUGCCAAAACUGUGUCACUAGAUGCGGCUAAAGUUAUCAAUGUGACCCCACGAUAUGCCCGGUUACGCGCUGGUGCAAAUGGUUCACCGAAAGGGCAGAUCAUUGGGUGGGAGAACAUAGAGCUCAUAAGUGAUCGUCCUUUUGAAACAAUGCUGAAAGAAUUUGAGCAAUUGAAAAAAGAGUAUCCAGAUAGGAUUCUUAUUGCUUCUAUUAUGGAGGAGUAUAACAAAGCUGCUUGGGAGGAACUUAUUGAUCGAGUUGAACAGACUGGAGUUGAUGCAAUUGAGGUCAAUUUCUCGUGCCCUCAUGGCAUGCCAGAGCGUAAAAUGGGUGCAGCAGUUGGGCAAGAUUGUGUGCUAUUAGAAGAGGUUUGUGGGUGGAUAAAUGCAAAAGCUACCAUUCCAGUAUGGGCAAAGAUGACUCCCAACAUCACUGACAUCACACAGCCAGCCAAAGUGGCUCUGAGUUCAGGGUGUGAAGGGGUUUCUGCAAUUAAUACCAUCAUGAGCGUUAUGGGAAUCAAUCUCAAUACAUUGCAUCCAGAGCCAUGUGUUGAGGGAUACUCAACUCCUGGGGGAUAUUCAGCCAAGGCAGUCCACCCUAUUGCCCUUGGGAAAGUUAUGAGCAUUGCCAAAAUGAUGCAAUUAGAAUUUACUGACAAUGAUUAUUCACUUUCUGCCAUUGGUGGCGUUGAGACAGGUGGUGAUGCUGCUGAAUUUAUUCUUCUUGGAGCAAAUACCGUGCAGGUAUGCACUGGUGUUAUGAUGCACGGUUAUGGCCUUGUGAAGAAACUUUGUGAUGAGCUGAAGGAAUUCAUGAAAAUGCACAAUUUCUCAUCAAUAGAAGACUUCAGAGGUUAUUCUCUUCAGUAUUUUACGACUCACAUGGAUCUAGUACGAAGGCAGCAAGAAGCAAUUCAACAGAGAAAAGCUGUGAGGAAAGGAUUGAAGUCUGAUAAAGACUGGACAGGGGAUGGAUUUGUGAAUGAGAGUGAAAGCAUGGUUUCUAAUUGAAAUGUUGUAUUACAGAAACAGCACAUAAGGCCCUUCUUCUUGUAUGAUCAAAAUAAAUGAGGGACAUUUGAACUUGUGAAUCUUUGAGGUAAAGCUUGUUCUUCAAUAUUUUAUAAAAAAAAUAAAAAAAGAAGUGGACUUGUUGUACUAUUAUUUGUA